Parnassius mnemosyne (clouded apollo) is the source of this 717-nucleotide messenger RNA. The record is from the annotation of a GenBank genome assembly. NCBI's taxonomy places the organism in Eukaryota, Metazoa, Arthropoda, Insecta, Lepidoptera, Papilionidae.
UUGAAGACAUCACCAAAUCAAGUCGACGAACAACAUCUUUUAUCAGUGAAAAACAAUGUAAAGAAAAAGAUCCAAACUGCAAAAAGUGAAUAUUAUCACAAGGCGUUUAAAAAUUGUGACAAAAAGCCUCUCAAGAUGUGGAAUCUCAUUAACUCCUUAUGUUCUAAUAAACCAAAACUUAGCAGCGCUCCGUCGAAACUCGAAACACAUUUAGGUCCUAUCACUGAACUAACUGAUAUAUGUGAUCACUUUAAUACUUUCUUCUCUCAGAUAGGCUCCACUCUUGCCAGUAAAAUCCCACAUAAGUAUCACGAUAAUUUCACCUACACUAAUUUAUAUAACAAGCAAAUAGAUAUCAAAACUAAGGAACUUACACAUUAUACCCCUACUACAACAGAUGAAGUCAACAAAAUCAUAGAUAAUUUAAACUCAAAUACAAGUACUGGUCUUGAUGGUUUAACAUGUAAAGCCUUAAAAUCUAUAAAACCUCUUAUAUUAGAAAAAUUAACAUGCUGUAUAAAUAAUUGCUUAGAAAGGGGUUACUUUCCUGAUUCCUUAAAAUUGGCGAAAGUUAGCGCAAUAUUUAAACCAGUAUUAUUAAUUCACCACUGGUUUGGUAAAUAUCUCUGCCCUGGGAAGAAGCAGCAGGAAACCAAGCGGGACUUUCUUUUUUCACAAAUACAAAUAGUCUACAAUAGAGUUGCCACCUUUUUUUGA